Salvelinus sp. IW2-2015 is the source of this 2669-nucleotide messenger RNA. Its product is annotated as short transient receptor potential channel 7-like. Gene Ontology annotation, cellular component: plasma membrane; cation channel complex. The record is from RefSeq and is a predicted model, not a curated record. Gene Ontology annotation, molecular function: protein binding; store-operated calcium channel activity; inositol 1,4,5 trisphosphate binding. Lineage: Eukaryota; Metazoa; Chordata; Actinopteri; Salmoniformes; Salmonidae. Gene Ontology annotation, biological process: calcium ion transmembrane transport; regulation of cytosolic calcium ion concentration; single fertilization.
AUAUACCACACCUCCUCGAACGUCCCAGUGGUGCGUAAGAUGCUGGAAGAGUCCAAGACCCUCAACGUCAACUGUGUGGACUACAUGGGCCAGAAUGCACUGCAGUUGGCCGUGGGUAAUGAGCACUUGGAAGUGACAGAACUACUGCUGAAGAAGGAGGGUCUUGCUCGUGUGGGCGAUGGCCUCCUCUUGGCCAUCAGUAAGGGCUAUGUGCGUAUCGUAGAGGCUAUCCUGGCCCACCCUGCAUUCGGAGGUGGGCUACGCCUCACUUUAAGCCCCCUGGAGCAGGAGCUACGAGAUGAUGACUUUUAUGCCUACGACGAAGAUGGCACGCGUUUCUCCCAUGACGUGACCCCGGUCAUCCUGGCUGCACACUGCCAGGAGUACGAGAUAGUGCACACUCUGUUGAUGAAGGGAGCCCGUAUCGAGAAGCCCCAUGACUACUUCUGUAAGUGUAGCGAGUGUCAUGACAAGCAGUGCCGUGACUCGUUCAGCCACUCCCGCUCCAGGAUGAAUGCUUAUAAAGGGCUAGCCAGCGCUGCCUACCUGUCCCUGUCUAGUGAGGACCCUGUAUUCACCGCUCUGGAGCUCAGCAACGAGCUGGCUCGCCUCGCCAACAUCGAGACUGAGUUCAAGAAUGACUACAGGAAGCUGUCCAUGCAGUGUAAGGACUUUGUGGUGGGAGUGCUUGACUUAUGCAGAAACACGGAGGAGGUGGAGGCCAUUUUGAAUGGGGAUGUGGACCAAGCUCUGCCCGGCGAUCACAGUCGACCCUGCCUCAGUCGGGUCAAACUGGCCAUUAAGUACGAGGUCAAGAAGUUUGUGGCCCAUCCUAACUGCCAGCAGCAGCUCCUGACCCUGUGGUAUGAGAACCUAGCUGGACAGCAGUCUGCUGGGGUGAAAUGCUGGAUAGUCCUGGGAGUGGCUAUUGGCCUUCCUUUCCUCUCAAUCGCAUACUGGAUAGUGCCCUGCAGUAAGUUCGGUCAGAUUCUCCGUAGCCCCUUCAUGAAGUUUGUGGCCCAUGCUGUUUCAUUCACCAUCUUUCUUGGACUGCUGGUAAUCAAUGCCUCGGACCGCUUCGAGGGAGUAAAGAACCUUCCCAACGAGACUAUAACAGACCACCCUCUUCAGGUGUUCAGGGUCAAAACCAGUCAAUUCUCSUGGACUGAGAUGCUCAUCAUGAAUUGGGUGAUUGGGAUGAUCUGGUCGGAGUGUAAGGAGAUCUGGGCUGAUGGGCCAAGGGAGUAUAUCAUGCACCUCUGGAACGUACUAGACUUUGGCAUGCUGUCCAUCUUCGUGGCAUCCUUCACGGCUCGGCUCAUGGCCUUCCUGAGGGCCUCUGAGACCCAGUUGUAUGUGGACAUGUAUGUUCCCAACAUGCCCAACUGUUCCCAACAUGCCCAACAUGACCUGAGCAACGCCUCACUGCCUCCAAAUGUAGCCUAUUACACCCAUGCAAGGAACAGGUGGUUACCCUCCGAUCCUCAGCUCAUCUCCGAGGGUUUGUACUCCAUUGCAGUGGUGCUCAGUUUCUCCCGCAUUGCCUACAUCUUGCCUGCCAAUGAGAGCUUCGGCCCACUUCAAAUCUCCCUAGGCCGGACGGUCAAGGACAUCGUCAAGUUCAUGGUCAUUUUCAUAAUGGUCUUCCUGGCUUUCAUGAUUGGCAUGUUCAAUCUAUAUUCUUAUUACCUUGGUGCCAAGUACAACCCUGCCUUCACCACAGUGGAGGAGAGCUUUAAGACUCUAUUUUGGUCCAUCUUCGGCUUGUCUGAAGUUAUCUCUGUGGUCUUGAAGUAUGACCAUAAGUUCAUAGAGAACAUUGGUUAUGUUCUCUUURGCAUCUACAAUGUAACCAUGGUAAUCGUACUGCUCAACAUGCUGAUUGCAAUGAUCAAUCACUCCUAUCAGGAGAUUGAGGAGGAUGCUGAUGUGGAGUGGAAGUUUGCCCGUGCUAAACUCUGGCUGUCCUACUUUGACGAGGGACAUACUCUUYCCCCACCAUUUAACCUGGUUCCCAGCCCCAAGUCMUUCUACUACCUAGUCCUGCGCACAAGGGCUUGUCUGGUGAGGCUGUGCAAGGCCAAAGCCUGUCUCCAAGACAACCAGCGGGAGACGRCCAUGAUCAAUUUGCGAUUUAAGAUCAAGCAGUACAGACCUCAAACGAGGACAUCAGGGCAAGAUGACUUCACCAUUAAACAUCCUACUCGAUACCAGAAACUGAUGAAGAGGCUCAUUACGCAAUAUGUGCUAAAGGCUCAGGUUGACAGUGAAAAUGACGAAAUCAACGAAGGGGAGCUGAAGGAGAUCAAGCAGGACAUCUCCAGCCUGCGAUAUGAGCUUCUGGAAGAGAAGUCUCAGGCCACAGAAGAACUAGCUGACUUGAUCCAACAGCUUGGUGACAAGCUUAGCAAGAACGCCAAGAAACCUUGAUGGAAGUUGAGGGGUGUCCUCUGUAUAAGAGCUUUGUAUAAAACCUUCAAACUUAGAUUCAUAGUAUGUUGUUAGUGUUACAGAGUGGAACAGGGGAACCCAAGAGCAGAGUCAGACGAGGGGACUGGGAUGAAGUAACUAAGGUAUUUCUUGAAACACGGGGAAAAUGGAAUGCAGGCCAGGGGAAGCUCGGGUGGAUUUCAGGAAACCAGGUGCGGAAGCUGAGGCUGGAGCGAGAG